AUGCCGCCAACCGAGUCAUUCCGAACUAGCGACAUUCCUGACGCCGAGGGCUUGUCCGAAGUUCCUCAGAGAUCAGAUGUCGGCAAGUAUGCUGAUGACGACGAAAUGGAGCACGAGCCAGUUGAAGGUUCAGCCGCCGCCGCGGGUCUCUCCGAACGUGACACCUCAACCACCAGCGCUCACCCGGCCACGACCACAACUCAGGAGCCAGCCGAGGAUGGCUCUUUACACGGAGACGCUGUUGAGAAACCCACUGCCGAGGGCAACGAUACAGUGUGCAAUGUAGCGAGCGGUUCAGUAGACAUGCGGACAACCGAAGCCGAUCAGGAUGCUCACCGGCCCACAAAGGAUCCGGCUGUGCACGCAUCGACUGCGGGGGCACCAGAUGGCGAUGGAGAAGGUGAGCGUAAACCAGUUGAGGACUCAAUUCCUCCCGCAGAUCUCUCCUUGCCUGUGGAGCAGAACACUUCCACUAAGGACAACGCCCCGACCAUUACCACAACUCAGGAGGCUGCUGGUGAGGGUUCGUCACACGAAGAGACUGUUGAAGAAGCCACCACUGACGGCGCUCCUCUUGCGUCCUCCUCGGUGCACUCGUUUGACGGUGAAGGCUCUUCAAACGAGAAGGGCGCUGAUCGACCACAUGUGCCGAACCGAGCCGAGGAAUCCAACGUGCUGAUCCAUGAUCAUGCAGGUAUGCUGCCAACCGAGUCAUUCCAAACUACCGACAUUCCUGACGCCGAUGGCUUGGGCGAGGGUUCUCAGAGAUCAGAUGUGGGCAAGGGUGCUGAUAACAACGAAAUGGAGCACGAGCCAGUUGGAGCUUCAGCAGCCGGCGAAGGUCACUCCGAGCGUGACACCUCAACUACCAGCGCUCACCCGGCUACGACCGCAACUCGAGAGCCAGCCGAGGAAGACUCUUUACACGGAGACGCUGUUGAGAAACCCGCUGCCGACGGCAACGGUGCA
This is a messenger RNA of Gregarina niphandrodes, 969 nucleotides long. RefSeq lists its product as hypothetical. The annotation marks the transcript as partial. The record is from RefSeq and is a predicted model, not a curated record. NCBI's taxonomy places the organism in Eukaryota, Apicomplexa, Conoidasida, Eugregarinorida, Gregarinidae. The transcript has a single exon.